UACACAUUUGGGACUGGUUCACAGGCACUGAAGUUGAGCAGGCAGAUGUGUUUGAUACAUAUUCAAGAAUUCUUAAGUCUUGUCAGUUCCCUCAGCCCUGUGCUGUGAUGUUGCCUAGGUCAUACAUGCUGAUCAAGUUACUGUACCAGAAUGCAGCUAAACAGUCCAUGUCUCACAUAUGUGUUAUUCGAGUGGGAUCUGGGUGUUCAAAACGACAGCUAUGUGGUUUAGUACGACACAUCAAUGAAAGCAGUUUGAUGGUUGAAAGACAUGAUGGCCUAUGUUAUGACCAUCAGUCCUACCUGCGGGCAAAGAUUGUCAUGUGGUCACGAUUACUUAGCACAGAUAAUAUUAAACCACCAGCUGAUAAAGUGGCACAGAUUGUGGAAGAUGAGAAAAGUGAAAGAAAAUGGAUAGAAAAGAAGUCUUUAGAUGUUGGAACUGAAGUGUCUUCUGUGGAAAAGAAACCAGUAACUGAUAAGGAAUCAGCACAAGUUGUAGUCAUUGAGAAGAAAAGCCUCAUGACACCGGCAGAGCAGCAAAGUGCAAAAACCAACAUGCUGAAGGAAGUAGUCAGUAAAGGCAAGAAGCGUGUUCGAGUGGACCUUACUGCUUCUUCAAUGGAACGCAAUUUCAUCACACCUCUCAGGGCAAUGACAGACUUUCUCCUGAAACCCAGCGACCUAGAAGGACUUCGUAAAACUAAAAGACGAUCGCCCUAUGAGAAUGAGCCACCUAUAACAGUGUAUUGGAGGAAAGAUGUUGAAUCGAAGGCUAUAGAGGUGUGGGGAUCUCAUGAAAAGUUGCUGAAUGAACUCCACAUCAGUGAUGCCAGGAGGAAAACUUACCAACAAAUUGAACCAGGAAAUAAGGAGAAUGAUGUAUUUACAGUGAAGAGACGGUUGAGAGAUUUUAGACGAGAGCAAGGGUACAGAGCAGAUCUCUCAGCAGAGUCUGGUCUUCUGGGAGCAUCAGGAAGAGUUGUGCUGACUGCCAUUGCAAUUAAUGGAAGCAAUUUCCUGUUCAAGCUAUUUGCCUGGUUGUAUACAGGAUCACACAGUAUGUUUGCUGAGAGUAUACAUUCACUUGCUGACACCAUAAAUCAACUGAUUCUAGCGUAUGGCAUACAUAAAUCUGUUCAGCAAGCUGACCCGGACCAUCCAUAUGGCUACAGUAACAUGAAGUACGUGGCAUCCCUUAUUUCAGGUGUAGGGAUUUUCUGUGUUGGAACUGGGCUGUCUAUCUACCAUGGUGUGACAGGUCUUCUCAGUCCCAUGCCAACAGAAUCAUUUUACUGGGCAUUCUUUAUUUUGGGAGGAUCAUUGGUUUCUGAAGGAGCAACUCUCCUGGUGGCUGUGAACUCAAUCCGGAAAGGAGCACGGCAAAACAAGAUGACUUUCACAGAAUAUGUUCUACGAGGCCAGGACCCUAGUGUGAAUGUAGUGCUGAUGGAAGACCUGGCUGCAGUGAUAGGUGUUGGCGUGGCAGGAGUUUGUAUGGGCCUAACAGUGCAUUAUGGAAGUGCGAUUCCUGAUGCAAUAGGUUCAGUGUUGGUGGGAGGCAUUCUGGGUGGUGUUGCCUCUUUUCUAAUUUAUACAAAUGUUGCAGCUCUUGUUGGCAGGUCCAUUCCACAAGAGAGGCUUGAUAACAUCAACUCACAGCUAGAAUCUGAUGUGAUGAUUCGAGCAAUCCACGAUGUUAAGGGUAUUGACAUGGGGAACUCACUUGUGCGGUAUAAAGCUGAACUGGACUUUGAUGGUCGAGAACUCAGCAGAAGCUACCUUGAUAAGCAGGAUUUGAAUAUACUUCUGGAGGAAGUACAGAAAAUGAAAAACAUUGAUGAAUUGGAGGCCUUCAUGUUGAAACAUGGGGAGAACAUUGUGGACAUGAUGGGAGCAGAGAUUGACAGGAUUGAAAUGAAGCUUCGAAAAAAUCACCCAGAAAUCCGUCAUUGUGACUUAGAAAUCUUGUAACAAAAGCUGUGGCGGUCAUUGUAAGUACAUGGAGCAGUUUAUAUUUUUGUUACUUAUAUAUAUUAUUUAUUAUUUUCAAUACAUUUAUUCCAUAGAUUGUAAUAUUUAUGUAACUGCUGCCAUUUUUAUGCCAGGGUUGUCAACCUGUAUAACUAGUACAUGUGACAGUUUGUCAAACUCUUUAUAAUUUCUGCAUUUUCUGCAGCUAUGAAUAUAAGUAAUAAUGCAACAGUAUUCUGUGUAUUAAAUUUGUGUCAGUCAGGUAGAGGGGGGCUUAGAUCAAAGAGUAGACAAAUUCUCUAGUACUUUCUCAUAUAGCAGAAACUCAAGCACUUUUAAAGCUGAAAUAUAAGGAAACUAAGGUCAUUACAUUAUUAAAAUACAGGGAUAUAUGAAUAGUUUAAAUAUCAAACUGUUCAUGAACAUUUAUAAGUUUGUUUUAAGUUUAAAGUCUAAAGGAAAAAUAUGUUCCUGGUCUACAGACACACAUGAAAAUCUUUUCUCUGGCCAAAUACAUGUUAAUGAAUGUUAAUAACAAAUAUCCUGUUCCAGUUUAGUCAGCUUUGGCCACCACAUUAUUAGAUUUAGGUAAAACUUGUUUGAAUCAUGUUCAGUCACAUCGAAUGAUUUGCACUUCUUCCUCUAAAUAUUUGUCGUCUCUGUUGUGGCAGGGUUAUGUGGCACACACUUGAAGACUAUAAAAAUUCUAUUGCUUCUAAAAAGUGCAGAAGUAUAUUAAUGUAACUAUGGUCUGAUUUAUAUACCAUUUGCAAAUCAUAGAGUCAACGUUUUAACUUCCAUAAUUUAUAGAACAGCAUUUUUCUACCUUUUUUUUCUACCCAUAUGUUCAUAUGUUAUACAGUAACCUUUCUUGUAAACCUUAGCUACUUACUCUAUGGAGCAGAAUCCUCCUUGUGAAGCUGACAGUCACUCAGCUGGUCAAGAAGUAUCCUGAUUAUUAUGGAAUCUGAAGGUUUGUUACCAUUCAGAUUAUGGUCUUGUGGGUUGUGACCAUGUAAUGUAAGUGUUACCAGUGUUCAUUGCCAGACACUUUCCUGAGCCAGUUAAUUCCAACCCACAUCCACUUUAAUAUUGUCCUCUCAUCUUUGUCUCCAAAGUGGUAUUUUUCUCUUCUCUUCAGGUUUUCCAUCGAAACAUUCUAUACAUUUUUCAUCUUCCCAUGUAUUCUACAUGUCCCACCAAUGUAAUUUCCGUAUAAUUCACAAAAGUAAAGUUAAUUAGAAAUGUGGUAACAGUUACUAAUGUUUCAGAAGAACUUACUGUUUCUUCCUUUAGGGUUGAAGUCACAGAAAGGUAGUGCAGAGGAUUUGUGUAGGAAUGUAACAGAUUUUCAUGAAUUUUGAUUGGUCUAGAACAGAGGUUCUAAGAUCUUGGUACAUGUUGUGUUGCUUACAUGCUUUUCUGUAAAAUUGGUAAAGAAUAGGUACCUGAAAAGAUGUCUUGUUUAUGUCAGCAUUUGGCAGACUGUUGUUCAGCUUAGUGAAGAACAAUCAAGGACACUCGAGCAAAAUUAGUGUCGGAUAUCUCUUACUUUGUUAAACGGAAUUAUUGAGUAAUAUAUGAACUUAUUUUUCUAGUAAGUUAGUUGCAUAUUAAUAAAUUGCCAUUUCUCUUCACUUACCGUAUAACCAAGGAGUCAGUAAGAAAUGUUGAAUGUGGCUGGAAUAGGUUGAGAACUCUUGGUCAGGAAUAAAAGAGUUUUUACCAUUUCAGUAUGUUGUGAUAUGCAGAAUGCUCCCAAAGGCAUAAAAAUCUGUUGCUAAAAUAAUUAAGAAAUUUACAGUAGCAGCAUUAAUACAUGAAGUUCAGCAUUACCUUUUCCCACAUUUUCAUGGUUAUUUAAAAAAUCUUAAAACAUACUGUUUGCUCACUCCUUGCCAUGACCACAUAUUGACAUCUACCUUUCUUGGAAGAUAACAUUGGUUCUAUACCUGUUGUAGUCUUGAAUUGGUAGUGUGAAAGGAAGGGCAUCAGAAGACUGUCUUUUAUUUAACUUAGAAUUUGAGCCUGUCAUAAAUAGUGACUUGGAAGACCUGGUUGGGCAUGAUAUGUGUAGUGCCUGGUAUAGUAUUUUAUUCUGUGGUGCUGAAAAUGGAGGCUGAAAUUAUCAGUUGAUAAGCAGUAUUGAGAAACCACAAGGUUUGCAGAUUAAGAAACAGGGGAAACAGAAAUGUGGAAUACUGGACAAUGUCACUGUGAUUUCUUUUUAUCUCCCAUAAAAGCACUGGACUAUUGUUUCUCAUAAAGUUCUAAUAUGUUUCUAGACUUUUAACAAUAGUCAUAAUGUUAUCUUGUUCUGCAUUGUUUUGUUAUCUCAUCAGUCUGUGCUGUUCAUUUAUUAAACUGUUGUUUCCUCUGUAUUUUUAUAUUUAUUUUUGUUAUAAACUGAUUUUUUGAAAUAUUAAUCUUUUAUCUUAAUAUUUUAUUAGUGUUUCAUUCUGUCAUCUGUUACUAUUCUGUAAAAUGUUGUUAAUCUGUUAAAUUAUUCCAUGAGCUGAAGAACAUAACAAAACAUGAAGAACAAAUGUGAACAUAGUUUAUGCACACAUAAAUACAAUACAAACUUUGUAUUUAUCCUUGACAUUUUUGGUGUUCUGUUUGAUCAGUCAUAUGCAAGGAACAACAUAUGAGUCUAUUCUGUUUUUAUGUCUGUCUGUUACAUUUUACAUCUGAAAUUGUGCUGCCAUCUAUUAGUGGUCCUACAAAUUACGUGUUCUACCAGAAAAUAACUUGGGAAGGACUGAUCAGAUAUUCAUAAAAUUUGGUAUGGGGGUUAUGCCAUUAGAGAUAAGUCCAGGCUUCUGUUUCUUAAGCACCAUUUUGCUUGGUGUUGUUCCUCUUAUAAUCAUGAACAAGUUUGUCACCAGUAGUAGAAAGCAUUUGGUGGUUUUAGCUGCAGAUGGUGGUGCUGUUUAGAGCUGUCUUGGUUUAUGUUUUCUGUUUGUGACAACAUUACAGUGAAACAAAAGCAAGGGGAAAGUGAGUGCUGAUUGAUUUACAAAAGUAUUCUGGUCCCAUUUGUCGCUAUUAGAAGUAGGCAGUUUGUAUUUUACUUCAGAACAAUAUUUAGUGAAAGAAAAAAUUCUGACUUAUCAUUCAAACUAAUAAAUUUUAUUUUCUGUGAAUUUAAGACUUAUGAGGAGGAAUUGUCUUGAGUAAAUCCAGUGAUAUAUAUCAAAAUUGUUUACAUGAUCUACUUCACAUUUUGAAUGGCAUAUUUGUCUAAAUGUUGUCUUGUGGUUUACGUUUUUAACUUUCAUAUGUUUAUAAAAUUGCUAAAGUAAAAAAAUAUGCAAGAGACUGAUCUUCACAACAUGUUGUAGUAUUGUUGGUUUCUGUGUUUACUGUGUAAUGUUCAUUUUGUAUAGCAAAUUGUUGACAGAACAAAGAUUCUUAUCCCUUUAGACCUUUCCAAUAAUCCAGACGUCUUAUUAUUAUUCUAAAUUAAAGUAUAAAAUAUUUUAUUUUCUCAUCAUGUGACUUCCUUAAAGUCCCUUUGUAUCCGUGUUGUCAAAGAGAAUUUCACUUCUGUAGCCCUUCCUCUCGGCUCCUUACUCAUUUUGUGUGAUGAAACUGUCUCCAUUAAGUGAUAAAAAUUAAUUUGUUAUAACUGCAGUAAGUAAGUCAAACUAUUACAAUAAUAAAUCAAUUUGUUAUGGUUUUUGGCAGCUGAAGAUAACAAAUCAGCAAAUAUUUAA
Zootermopsis nevadensis is the source of this 5692-nucleotide messenger RNA. The record is from RefSeq and is a predicted model, not a curated record. Lineage: Eukaryota; Metazoa; Arthropoda; Insecta; Blattodea; Termopsidae.